Daldinia vernicosa is the source of this 1878-nucleotide messenger RNA. RefSeq names its product voltage-dependent anion channel. NCBI's taxonomy places the organism in Eukaryota, Fungi, Ascomycota, Sordariomycetes, Xylariales, Hypoxylaceae. The coding region runs from base 360 to 1622 and encodes 420 amino acids. Gene Ontology annotation, molecular function: malate transmembrane transporter activity. Gene Ontology annotation, cellular component: membrane. Gene Ontology annotation, biological process: malate transmembrane transport. The transcript is spliced from 2 exons. The record is from RefSeq and is a predicted model, not a curated record.
GCGCUCUUUCCCAAGAGAUAAGGUAUGAAGCAGGAAGAUAGCCUAGAUCGAGACCCCAGCAAUCAACGAAUGAAUUGAGUACAUAUGUAAUUAGGUUUUUACAAACUUGAGACCAUAAUGACUAAUCUCACCUGUACGACCACUCCACGUAUCGUACAUCCUUGACCAACUUGGAAGGGCCGACUUGGAAGCCCAACUUGCGCACCCCCCAAAUCCUGAACUCAUAAAUCCAAAACUUGUUCUGCGUUACUUACUAACCACCUAUUAAUCACACCACCUCGUAAUCUCUCACCACCAAACACUGUAAAGUCCAUCACGAUAACUUCACUUCGUUCAAGGGGAGAACCCUUUUAGACGAAAUGUUGGAGGAACAGCAGGGAAGCUCUUCAUCUAGCAGCUAUGAAGAUGCCCAAGAGAACGGAGACUCGCCAAAAGGUCGACGUUGUGGCAUCGUGAGCGAUUUCCUCGCCAGGCUUGAGCACUUCACCUGGGCUAAUUACACAUUUCCCAUGUCCACCGGAGGCCUUGCUUUACUAUUAGCAGAGCAAACUCAAGGCUUCACGUUCCCGGGCCUUCAGACAAUCGGAAAAAUAGUUUAUAUAUUCGACCUUAUCGCUUUCACACUUGUCACCGCCGCCAUUACUUAUCGCUUCGUCAAGUUUCCUGGUACUCUCAAGCACUCCAUUACUCAUCCAACCGAAGCGCUAUUCCUCGGGACGUCGACCCUCAGCAUAGCAUCUAUCAUCGCCGGUAUUGCUCGCUACGGAAUUCCUGCCUGUGGGCCGUGGCUUGUCACGGCGUAUAGGGUCUUAUUCUGGAUAUACUUCUUGAUCACAUUUGCAAUCGCGGUUGGCCAGUAUUCUCUACUCUUCACCUCACCUCUCUUGAAAAUUCAAGAUAUGACUCCAGCUUGGGAUCUUCCUAUAUUCCCCUUUAUGUUAUCUGGUACCGUCGCCUCGGCAGGCGCCGCUUUACAACCGCCAAAUGAGGCCAUCCCUAUGAUAGUUGCCGGCCUAACUGCCCAAGGUCUUGGGAUGUGCGUAUCAAUCAUGAUGUAUGGUGCCUAUGUAAGACGGAUGAUACAGUGGGGGUUUCCAUCGCCUAACUCACGACCCGGUAUGUUCAUAGCGGUUGGACCACCUUCAUUCACCGGCCUCGCUAUCAUCGGCCUCGCGAACGACUUCCCCCAGCACUACAAUUACUUCGGUGCCGACUCUAUCACUGUCCAGAUUCUACGAGUACUAGCAACUACCACGAGCAUAUUCCUCUGGUCGCUUAGUUUAUGGUUCUUCUGUAUCUCCGUAGUGGCUAACCUUGCCAUCAGAAAGCAGCUAACGUUCCACCUAAAUUGGUACGCCUAUGUGUUCCCAAACGUUGGGUUCACAAUUACAAUUAUUUCUAUCGGCAAGAACCUACAAAGUCGAGGGAUCAUGGGAGUCGGUAGCGCAAUGACUCUAAUGUUAGUCGCGAUGUGGAUCUUCGUGUUUAUCCACCACGUAAAAGCUAUCAUUAACCAAGAAGUAAUGUUUGAAGGUAAAGAUGAGGACGUCUACGUUAAUGAGAAAAACCACUCACACGUCAAGCCUGCUAAAAGCGGCAGUGAUAUAGAGAAGGAGGCAUGAUCCAGAUUCCAGUUAGAUACCCAUCCAGGUACUCGUCCUCCCUAAAGUCGAUCCGUGUUCACAACGAGGCUAGAUCUUAGGGAUAUCAUGCUAAGUCGCAUAGCUUCAUGGAGGUUACGAAACGAAAUGAGUUUAUGAUUACUCAAACUUAGAUAUAUUUAGAGGGGUUAGAUGUUGCGUAAUGAGGCACGAAUAGAAUGGUUCGUUCGUUAAUAAUAAUAACGAUAGUUAAUAAUAAUAGUACUUUGACAACGGA